UCUCCCUCAUAAAUUUCAUGGAAACAGCAGCGCUCUUCCCUCCAAAACCCCAAUGUUUGAUGACCCCACUAAUCGCCUUUAAACCAGCGCCACCGCUCCUCCUCCGCCUCACUCCAGCCGCAUUUAGGCUUUUUGCCUCCGCCGUAGCCCCCAGCACGAGCACUGGUGCCCCCGAAGUAGUAACAGUUCCAGAACCCUCUAGGCGGAAACCCAGAUCAAAUGGCGGUACAAGGGGUAGCACGAGGGUUAGAAAGGUGAGUGUAGAUGCACACCAGCUCAGAUUGAAUUGGCUGGAUUCUCUCUCUUGCCCUUUGCCAGAAAAUGAUGAGAAUCGGGAUGCGAAGGACUCCGACUGCUGCAGGGCGGUGUCGGAUUGGGUCGUUGGGGUCGACCCGGAUCUUUCUGGAGCUUUGGCCGUUUUGAAGCCCGAUAAUUCUCCUCAGGUGUAUGAUUCGCCUCACUUGAAAGUAUUGGUUGGCAAAAGAAUCCGGAAACGUCUAGAUGCAAAGUCUAUUGUUCAAUUGCUUCAAAGAAUUGAUGCUCCAACUGGAACCACUGUGUAUAUAGAGCAAUCAAUUCCAUAUCCUCAAGACGGCAAACAGGGAUGGUGGAGUGGAGGAUUUGGAUACGGAUUAUGGAUCGGGAUCCUAGUUGCCUCGGGAUAUUCUGUGGUUCCAGUUCCAUCAUUGUUGUGGAAGAAUGAGUUUAAACUCACGGGGAACCGCUCAAGCAAGGACGACAGCAGGGAGCUUGCCACUACUUUAUUUCCCUCUAUGAAUUCCAUGUUGAAAAGGAAGAAAGAUCAUGGUCGCGCUGAGGCUCUGCUAAUUGCUGCAUAUGGUAAAGGGCUGAAGGUGAACCUUGAUUCUUCACCCAUCUUGGAAGACCCAAUGCCUUAGAAACAAGAAAUUUCCAUGCAGCACAAUUAGACGCCAGAUCUAGCUGCUAGUUGCUUAAAUAUUGGCAGUUACCUUGGUAAAUAACAAGUAAGGUUACUUAGGCAAGAAACUGGUCAUUUUCGUACUUUACUGGCUCCCUCUAUAUCUUCAUCACAUCUUAUACAUUUUUUGAGGGGGAUAAAGCUCCAAUUUUGCCGGAAACCAGAGAAAAUUCCCCCUUUGAUUUUGCUAUGAUGUAGGUAAUCAUUAGGGGUUUUUAACACUCUCUUUAUCAACCUUGUGGAUAGGAUUGUGCUAGUUUUAGUGUGCUAGAGUUAUUUCUGGAAACUAGUUAUCCCUUGUACUAGAAAAAGAUCUACAAUGUUGUAAAGUAGUUGUAAAAGCAUUGUUGAAUCAAGGUUUCUUUCCAGAAGUGAAAUAUCAUUUAGUAGGACGGCC
Molecule: messenger RNA, 1337 nt
Organism: Sesamum indicum (sesame)
Lineage: Eukaryota; Viridiplantae; Streptophyta; Magnoliopsida; Lamiales; Pedaliaceae
Product: MutS2
Molecular function (GO): crossover junction DNA endonuclease activity
Source: RefSeq, a predicted model, not a curated record